UUACCGCCAUAGCUUUUCUCUUUCUAAGUUCCUUCCACAUUCCCGGUACACUUGCUUCGCCAAGUGUCAAGGAGCUUGAUCUCAUUUGUAGCUAAUCUUGAAUCAGUUUUCUGUUAAUUUUUCUAGAAAUUCUCCCCGUCCGAUCUUUUCUUCUUGAUGAACUUUAAUUUACGGCUUCAGCUGCGCCGAUGAUGCUUGGAAGCGGUUCUUGAAUCUGAAAGCUUGUAUUUUCUCAUCGGGUGGAGAGGAUUUAUGUGGUUGGAUUUGCAGCAGAAGGUUAACUUUCAUUAUGGGGUUUGACAGCGAGUGUAUAUUGAACAUUCAGUCUCUUGCUGGGGAGUAUUUCUGUCCUGUCUGUCGCUUGCUUGUUUACCCACAUGAAGCAUUGCAGUCACAGUGCACUCACUUGUAUUGCAAGCCUUGUUUAACUUAUGUAGUUUGCACUACCAGGGCUUGCCCAUAUGAUGGCUACUUGGUUACAGAAGCGGAUUCUAAGCCACUCGUUGAAUCAAAUAAAACUCUUGCUGAUACUAUUGGAAAAAUAGCUGUUCAUUGCUUGUAUCACAGGAGUGGGUGCACUUGGCAAGGGCCAUUGUCUGAUUGUGUAACUCAUUGUUCUGGAUGUGCCUUUGGCAAUUCCCCUGUUUUAUGCAAUCGUUGUGGAAUUCAACUUGUACACCGGCAAGUACAGGAGCACGCACAAACUUGUCCAGGUGUGCAACCUCAAGCACAAGCAGACGGUGCUCAAGGCACCACAGCCAGUGGCACGGAAGCUGCUACUGAUCAAGGCCAGUCUGCUGAAAUGACAAAAUCUCACGUCCAAUCUUCACGGAGUGUAGCAGUUAGUGCACCUGCACAGGAUCCCAAUCAGCAUGCCAACACAAGUUCCCAGGGUCCAGCUGUUGUUCAAGCUGCUACGCCGACUUCAGACCAGUGGUAUCAACAGCAACAACAGUAUCAGCAAUAUUAUCAGCAGUAUCCUGGAUAUGAUCCUUAUCAGCAGCAAUACCAGAACUAUUCCCCUUACCAGCAGCAGACAGAUGUUCCGUUUCAGCAGCCACAGUCAUCUCAGGCUCUUCCUUCACACGCGGCAGCCCAGCAACAACCUCAGGCGCACAUCCAGCCCCAGCCCCAGCCCCAGCCCCAGCCCCAGCCUCAACCCCAGCCUCAAUCACAACCCCAAGUUCCUGUCCAUUCCCAAUCCCAACCCCAACCUCAGGCUCAAUCCCAGCCUCAAUCUCUACCACAACCUCAACCCCUUCCUCAGCCACAUGGUCCGUCUCAAUCACAUAUGCACGUCCAAAUGCCGGCAGUUGGUCCAUUUCAGAACCAGGGACAUGUUAACCCUCAGCAGCAACUAUAUCAUGCUGCAACCCCACAUUCUCAGAUCCAACCGCAGAGUCACCCACCAGCACAUGGCCAAGCACAACCUCAACCUCAGUCAUACCCCCAACCUCAACCCAGUUCGCAGCAACUUGUGCAUAUGCCACCACAUCAGCAGCCUCAUUCCCAGAUGCCACCACAUCAGUGUCCUCCUUUCCAUCCGCCACUCCAUCCUGUUUCUCGGCUACCACCCCAUUCACAAGCCCCAGCUCAACACCAUUCUCAGCUUCCUAAUUCACAAACUAAUCAAUCUCUACCAAUGACGCCUAAUGCACUACCCCAAAUGCAGAAUCCAACGUAUACUGCAACAGACUAUCAUUCUUAUCCCCAGCUACAGUAUCACCAACAAAUGCAGAUGGGAGUUCCUCAAAAUGUUCUUCUGCCAUAUGCCCAAGGUGGGGCUCGUCAACAAUCCCAACCACCAGUUCAUAUGUAUUCCCAUUUACCACAACCACCUCCUGUGCGCCCAUCCCAACCUCCUCUAUACCAAAAUCAGCAACCGCCACAAAUAUUGCCUUUACCCAAUCAGGUUCGAAAUAUUUCUCUAGCACAAAAACUACACAUACCAUCCCGGAUGCAAGUUGUCCAUCAACACCAGCAUUCUGGACAGCAAGCACAGUUUAUACAGCAUCAGCUGCAUAUGACACCCCAAAUGCGUCCAAUGAGGCAUUUAGUGCCUAACCAAGGAGUACGAUCUAUGCCUUAUUCACAAUCUAUGGUUGGUGUUCCAGUGAGGCCAAUACAGUCUGCUGCUAACCAACCAACUAUAAAGCAGGGACAUACAUUUGGUAAUAAUAGUAGUCAGUCGCAGUUGCAAGAUGUUUUUGGUGAACACAAAUUGGAAAAAAGCCUUGAUGGACGAGAGAGUGGUUUAUCGUCUCAAAAGGAUGCCAAAACAGCUGCAAAUCAUUUGGACGUGUCAUCUAAUUCGGGGGCAGUUGCUGAUGAGUUGACUGAACAAUCUGAAGCUAAUUUGAAGGUGCCCGAUGAUAAAAGUAGACAUACUAUUGGGUAUAAAUCUAUUCAGGCUGACACAUCCACUGAAAGUACUACACAAAAUGGGGCAAUGGACUCUAAUUUGCAUGUAGGUGACAACGGUAAGACCAAGCACGUUGAGGGAAAGGUUGAGGCAAUAGAAAGUAGUUUUGAUCAUUUGAGCAAUGAUAAGUUGGGAGAAGUUAGUAUUCAGGACCAGAAAGAUCUUAGCAUUGAGCCUAAGAAAACGGAGGUUCUUGUUAACGAGAAUAAAGAAAAUCAAGAAGGUUUCCUUCAGAAGAUUUCACCACCAAACACUGAGUUAUGUGAAGAACAAAGUAACAGGAUACAUAAUGACAUUAGUGGGACUCUACACCCCUCUUCUGGUGCAGACGAGGGAUCACAAGCUAUCCUUGGUAGUCCUGACGAUUCAAAAUCGAAACUAUUGAUUCAACAUACCUAUCAGGAUACGUCUCAAACUGGGGGUACUCAAAUUGGCGCAACACAACCUUCUCACACAACUUCCCUAGUUUGCUAUCCAAGACAUCAGACUCUACCGAGUAAUUGUGUGUCAUCUGCACUUCAACUAGGUGUGACAGGAACUUUGUUACAGGCACCUCCUCCAAGACCCUAUCAUCAGGCACAAGUCUCAAAUAAUCUGUCCAUGCAAGUUAGGCCACAGGCUCCUGGCUUGGUGGCUCAUCCUGGACAACCAUUUAAACCAUCUGAACCGUUUCUUCCAGGUUGCAUUCUAGAACCUGGUUCUGCUCCAUCUCUUGGUAGAGGGCCAAGUCUCUAUGGUCCUCAGCAAACUCUGGAGCGAUCUAUUGGUCCCCAAGCAUCCUAUAAUCUAAGCCAACCACCUUCUUCGCUAGGGGUUUCAAAGAUGUCACUAGGCGAUUCUAUUGGAGCACACUUCCGUUCAAACCUUCCUGGGGCUUUUGAUUCAAGGGGACUACUGUAUGCUCCUGAAUCUCAAAUUGGCGUUCAACGCCCCAUUCAUCCUUCGGAGGCUGAGAUAUUUUCAAAUCAAAGGCCAAGACCUGAUUCCCAUUUUCCUGGGACCAUGGAACACCAUCCACCGCAUCUCCCAGGGAUUCCUCCUAAUGUGUUGACUUCUAAUGGUUCCCCAGGUCCUGACUCCUCUUCCAAACAUGGCUUGAGGGAUGAAAGGUUCAAAAAGCUGAUGCAUAAGGAACAGUUGAAUCCCUUCCCAUUGGAUAUAGGUCGGCGUGCUAUUAAUCAAAUAGAUGUUGAAGAUGUUCCCAGGCAAUUCCCUAGGCCUUCUCAUUUGGAUUCUGAUCUUGCUCAGAGAACGGAAAGUUACUCUUUGAGACCUUUUGACAGGGGAGUGCUCGGGAAAAAUUAUGAUACUGAUUUAACCAUUGAUGGUGGUGCUGCUUCAAGAAUCUUGCCUCCUCGUCAUAUGAGUGAUGCAUUACAUCCUACAGAUACUGAGAGAUCGUUUGGUUUUUAUAAAGAUUCUAUUGGACAAGCAGAUCAAUCUCGUGGCCAUUCUGAUUUUCCUAUACCAGGGGGUUAUAGUCUGCAUUUUGCAGAUGGAUUUGGUCCAAGAAGUCCUCUUCAUGAAUAUCAUAGACGUGGGUUUGGAGGCCAUCUUGGGUUUUCGGGUGUGGAGGAAAUUGAUGGUCAGGACUUUCCUCCUCGUUUUGGUGAUCCGUCUAGGUUUCCUAUUUUUCGUAACCAUCUGCAAGGAGGUGAAUUUGAGGGUCCUGGAAAUUUUAGGAUGAGUGAACAUGUGAGAAUUGGUGAUGUGAUUGGACAAGAUAGACAUUUUGGUCCUCGAAACUUGGCUAGGCAUUUACGUUUGGGUGAGCCUACUCCUUUUGGUUCACAUCCUGGUCACUCUCGAAUAGAAGAUCGGUCUCUUCUUGGCAACUUUGAUCCAUUUGGUGGAGGGCAUAGGCCCAAUCAUCGACGACUUGGCGAGCCUGGGUUUAGAAGCAGUUUUUCUCAUCAGGCGCUUGCAGAUGAUGGUAGAUUUUUUGCAGGAGACAUUGAUUCUUUUGAUGACUCAAGGAAGAGGAAACGAAACAGUAUGGGAUGGUGUAGGAUUUGUAAAUUUGAUUGUGAAACAGUUGAAGGCUUGGAGCUCCAUUCACAAACUAGGGAGCACCAAAAGAUGGCUAUGGAUGUGGUGCAGAGCAUCAAACAAAAUGCAAAGAAACAUAGAGUAACUCCAAAUGAUCGUUCCUCUGAAGAUGGCAAAACAAAGAAUGUUGGUCUUGAGAACCGUGGGAAAAAGCAUUAAAUUUGCAGCUCUUCUCAUCAGACUCAUGGAUUCCGUUUUACUGGAGCCAAUUUUGUUUCCUUGGUUGCUGCCAUAUACAAAGAUGGUUUUUGGGGAUGAAGUUCUGUGGCAAUCUUUCAAUUUGACCUGUUUUCUGGGCGAAGCAGACUACCAAAAUUCUGAAAGUUCAGUGGCAAGGUUUAUCAAGUCAUCUUUGUUCGAGGUGGUAAGAAUGUGUUUGAUGAAAAGGUGCAUUAGUUGCAAAUCUCUUUGCUGCAUUUUUAUUUAUUAAUCUUAAACUGAUAUUAAAAUUCUGCUUCUUGCACCAUUGACGGUUUCUUCACAUUGAUGUCAUUAACUUUAGGUUUCAGCCACAAGUUUUAUCAAGUAGAGGAACCCGUGGAGCUUAGAAACUUAUUUUGUUCUUCGUUGAGCAUCAUGUAAUGCUGCCCCGUCUAUAACUCUCAGCAUACUGUUGUCAAAAGCUUGUGUUUUAACGCAAUCAGUUUCUUUUAAAUGCUUGAUUUUGUGGCCAAGGAAACUGAAGUAAAGGAGCGAGGGAAGAUAAUCCUCCCAACUUAAAGCUGAAGGAGUUAACGGAUAGUACAUCAAUAAAAGGGAUGUUAGUUUACACAGGAGUCCUGGAAAUGUACACCAGGAAUAACAUAAAAAUAUACACAGACUCCCCACAUUUCUUCUGAAUCCAUAGCCUUAUCCUAAAAAAUUGUUUUGUUUCUGACUAAACAAGCCAAAAGACUGCAUAGGUGUGACUUUACCAUUAGAUUGGAAAGACGAUCAUACACCAAUUGCUCUUAGAGAUAUCCUAAGAACCAGCUGAUUCAUUCAUUUCUGUAUUUAAUCUCAAGGAACAGAGAAUCUAUUGAAUAAUUUGUUUAGUGAAAAGCUACAACCAAAAUCUAUGUAUUCCCUAUAGGAGUUCACCAGAAUUCUAGGAUCUCUUCCCAGCUGCCAUUCAUUUUCCAUAAAAUAGCCUUCAAUAUUUUGUAGGCGUAGUCUUCGUUCUCCAUGUUCGAUAUAUUUUCUCUUCUUUUACCUCUUUGUUCUUCUGUUUCUGCUCCUCUGCUUCUGCUUUUCUCUGCUUUCAUACAAAGUCUCACCCCUACUCCACUUCCCUCGCUCCUACUCCACUUGAUUAGAGCACCAAUGAUUUGUUUCUGUAAAAAUCACUUCUAAGUGUGCUUUGGCUUUUCUUAGAGGUGCUUUCAAAUUGUAGUCAAACACAAACACUCAGGGUAGGAUACGUUUUUAAUGCUUACAAGUACCUUUUCCAUGGUUAAAAGCAAAAUGGACCCGAUCCCCUAUUCUCCAGCAUUACUGUGUCUCUAAGCUCUUCAUAUUCCAAAUUGGUUGGUUCCCUUUUGCCAAAAAUUUACAAACACAAACACUUUCUGCCGCAAAUUAUUGUCAAAUGCAAACACUUGAGGUAGGACGCUUUUAUAUACUUUUUUUUUAAAAAACUUUUUUGGUCAAUGCUUUUAACCACUUAAAAGUACUUUUUACAUGGUUGAAAGCACUUCAAAUGAACCCUUCCUCAUUCAAACGAUCUUAACAUUCUUUAUUCAAUUUAUGAUGCUUUGGACCAAACAAAGAAGUUUGUUACUAGAAGAAAUCUCAGGAGGAAAUUCAGGAAUAUAGUUCCUUGCUUUGCUGGAAGGUUUAAUGUUUUCCUAGUAGUACAAGAAGUUAAAGAGUAUUUCAGGUGUAUUCUCGGUGCUUUCUUAGUCACUAAGUGCCUUCUCUUAUGUUAUCCAAGUCUUUCAGUAAGGUCUUGCUGGAAGUCUAGAAUUCUGAAGAAGUUCGAUGUGUUUAUUUGGAUCUUACUAAAGGGUGGCGUAGAUAGAACUGAAAAUUUAUAAAUGAAAGUGACUUUGCUUGCUUUACAAGCAGCUGUUGGUGCGCUGUUUAUGAAAGUUGAUAGAUAGUAUAGAUCAGAAUCGUAUCAUAUUUUCAUUGCUCGUAAUUCCGGAAAUGUGGCAGCACUUAUGUAAUUGUUUUCAAGUUUCUGGGGUGUUUGACAAAUGUUCACUAAACAAAAUCUUGCGACCUCUCAUAGAGAAGUUAAGCUCACGAGUUGAUUUGGGUGAACUCUUUUGAAGAAAUUAUUUUAUAACUUUGGUUUGAAAGUAAUCAAAGGAUCCUCACAGAGAAAUCUCUUGAAUGGUUUGAAUGAUUUGUUGUAGCUAAACAUAAAUCCUCAUUUUGGUCUAGUUGAGGGUUUGUUAGGUAUCUGAAUAAAACUCAGUUUCUUGUUUUUUGAUUUACUGAACAGAUGAAUUCAUUGAAAUUCUGUUUGGUGGAUUCAUUUACGAAAACAAUUUUUGGAUUGUAUUUGGAUUAUGAAACGCUGGAAGUGAUAAUUUGAAAACUAUGUUGUGUGGAAUGGAGGAGUCUACAGCCCUGGAAGUCAUCUUGUGAAAUGGGAUUGGGCUUCUCUUCCAACUACCCUUUGAGGCCUUGGAGUGGGAUCUCUUAAUCAAAGAAACUCAUCCCUGCUUAUGAAAUGACUGAACAAGUUGGGGUGGCUCUCGUGGAGAAGCUGAAUUCUGCAGUUUGGUAAGGAGUAGGGCAUAUUUUGGUUGGUCUCUUGAUAACUCAGGCAGGCAUACUGCCAAAUCGACCUUCUUAAACCUCUCUAUUAGACCUUGAGAAGCUUGUAUUCCAUUGAUCAGGUUGGUCGGGAAAUUCAAAACUCCCAAGAUGGUAUGGGCCUUUCUUCGCUCUUUGGCUUAUAGAAGCCUUAAUAACAGAUGACAAGAUCCAAAGAAAAUUUUCUUCUUGAGCCAUCUCUCUGUCCAUUUGUAGCCUUUGUUUUGAAGAGGAAGAGUCCAUGGACCAUCUGUUUUUACACUGCCCCUUUAUGGCCAAAGCCUGGCAUUUUAUCUUCAGUAAAGUGGGGCUGCCCCUUUGCCUCCUUUUGAGAGUGGAAACUUGGCUCCUAGAUGGUUUAAAUGCACGGAGUCUGAGGGGUAAAGCUAAGAUUUUAUAGAACUGUACGAUCAGGGCUCUUUUUUGUCGUAUUUGGAAGGAAAGGAAUGUUAGAACUUUCAGAGAUAAGUUUUCAGCCUUGAUUUUUUUUUUUUUUUUUUUUUUUUCUUUUUGUAUCUUUGCAUAGAAUACAGCUUCGUGGUGGUAUUCUUUACGUUCAAUUUACAUUCAAAAUUGUUUUGUAAUUACAAAAUUUUGAUGAUUCUUGUCUAAUUUCAAGGGUCUGAGGGCCUUUUCAUCAUCAUUAUUCAGCUGCUGAUAGCGUGGAGUUGUGACUGAUAAUUAUAUUUCCUUAGCUUCCUUUGAUUCAGUUACUUAUUCAGCUAUGUCUUAGUUUUUUGGUGACUAGAAAUCUUUCAGCUGAUAGUUGAACACAAUUUUUAGAAGUGGGGGUUCUUCGCAUCUUUGAGCCGUAGUCAUGGUCAAUGAAUUAUCCAAUAUAAAAUAUCUUACAAAUGAAAGUUAUAUGGUAGGAUUUUUGGACUUGGCUUUGAGCCUUAAGAGAUAUGAAUGGAAGUUGAGAAAUCCAUAGGCAUGAAAGAGGAUUGUAAUUAAGUGCUUCCUAUUUCAUAAACAGCUUUAUUUUUGUCAAAUCAAAACCAUCGGCCUUGCUAACAUUAUUGUGGAGUAGGGGAAAUUUUAAAUGCUUUAACGUAGUCUACUGCUUAGAACAGAGUUAAAGGUUGCAAUACUACUGCUAUUUCCCCCGCUCAGUUGAACUGCCUACAAGAGACGCCUUCCCAUUAAAAGAAUAAUCAAAGAAAGAGAAUGGUUAGAGAAGAAUUUAUUAGGAUUAGUAUUGCACAACAAUGCACACACUUGAUCUAGAUGAACACAAAGAAUAGGAUAGAGAAAAUGCAAGAAAAAUAUUGGCUAAAGGAUUUGUAUUGAUGACUUCAGGUAUGUAUAGUAAGAGAAAAUACAGAAAGUACAUUUUCAAAGCUCUAUCGGAAGGAUAUAUAUAUUAUAUAUAUAGUUCAGCUUACUAUAUAUAUAGUUUUACCAGGUAUAACUAUCUACUAUAUAUAACUAUCUAGCAUGUAUAGCUUUACCUUUUUAGUAUACAUAUAGCUAUUUACCAUUUUAGUAUACAUAUAGCUAUUUACUAUUUAUGACAAUUCAUGUCAUUUACCAUAUAGCUUUACUAUGUAUAACGAUCAUAACCUAACAAAAUUUGCCGAAGCUAACGCUCCACCAAGAAGCAUUAAUUAAGCUAUAGAAGAGACCAUAAAUUAGAUAAAGAAUUAGACUUGUUCUAAAAAAUUCUCUUAUUUCUUUCCAGAGCUUGCAUAUAAGUGUGGGUUUAUUUCAAAGCAAUCAAAACAAGAAGUCGAAGAACACCCAGUUUAGAGGUUUUUUUUUUCUUUUUUGAAUAGAGCCUGUAGGAAAAAUUAUUAAUGUGGGUUAGAGGGGUUUGAGUUACUAGUUUGGUCAAGAAAGGUCAAUAGCUUUUAGAUUGAAAGACGAUAGUUUUUCCCUUUUAAGCUUUGUUUUUAGUUCAAUAGAGACGAGGUGGAUAAUCGGCCCUUUAGUUUUAAGGAAAGAAAUUAAUGGGUGGUUUAUCCAUCAAGUUAGCUAGAAAUGGUAGAUUAGAGAGAGAUGAUUUGAUUAUUUGUAUGAUUAUAUGGUGUUUACUCUUUUUAACAUAUUUGGUUUUAAGGCAUUAAUAGGUGACUACUACAGAAUUCUCUGCAACGUUUUGAAUAUCGACACAGCUCGGUUUCGGAGUUGCUUCACUCUCCUCUCUUUUUGUUGGUAUGUAUAAUGUAAAUAUAAUUCCUUAAUGUGGCUGUAAUGAAUCAAUAACCUUCCUUCUUUUUGUUGGUAUGAUUUAUAGUGGCUCAAUACUUGUUUAA
Molecule: messenger RNA, 9471 nt
Organism: Cucurbita maxima (winter squash)
Lineage: Eukaryota; Viridiplantae; Streptophyta; Magnoliopsida; Cucurbitales; Cucurbitaceae
Exons: 9
Coding region: 290-4630 (1446 amino acids)
Source: RefSeq, a predicted model, not a curated record